CAUAAUUCACAAUUUUCUGUCGGGUCACACACACACACACAUUUCUCACUAUCGCCCCCUAAGGAUCCCGGUUGGUAUUGCACUUGAUAGUUCACACACACCACUACCAAAUAUGGUAUGUACCGCCCCUUCCUUGUCCCCAUGAAGUAUGUAUUCAAAUACUAAGAACUUUUUUCAGUGUUAGUCAACAAUUAGGCUAUUGGAAACGUUUAUUUGCAACAGAUGCCAACUACAGUGCUAAGAAUUAUACUUUUUUAAUUACAUUUUAAUUAAAAUGUAUUUAUUCAAUACAAAAUGCAGCUUAUAGGAAUUGCUUUAUAAUUAAUUGAGUGCUGGAUUGAAAUAAUAUAUUUCUUGAUCUAGUAAAAGCAAUAAAACAUGGCUUCUUAUUAGUGAAUUAGCAUUUAUAGAUAUGAUAUUUUGCCAUAACAAUAAUAAGAUUAAUCAUAUAUUCCCGAUUGUUGUCUUAGAUUCAAUAGAUUGUUGUCUUAUUGUCUAAGAGUCCAAACAAUACAUUUUUCCAAUGCUAGUAAGAGGCUUGUGACUUUGGCCGUUUGCUUUUAAUGUGAAAUCAGACAGGAAGUCAAAUGUACCUUCAGGUUCAACCUCAGCCUAGAAGAAGAGCCUUUUAUCUCUGUGAAACCGUCGAAUUUGAUGCAUAUUAAGGAUUUACCCGGAGCAAGUGGCGUGUACAGUAAGUAUUCAACAUUUGUCUUGAAAUAUUGCGUAAUAUAGCAUCAUGUAGUCGUUUAUUUAUGUUUUAAAACGGUCUGCUUGUUGACUGCUAGCCAAACGCACAUGUUACAUUAGCUAGUUAGCAUUAGCAUCCGCAGCAUUAGCAUCCGCAGCCUGCGGCAGAGCCCUGUCUACUCAUCUACUAUGAGUAGACAGGGCUCAGGUGCUGGCUUUUCAGGGUGUUUCAGCUGGUUGCAGCUAUAGAAUGUUAUAAGAAUAGAAUGUAGAAAAUGCUUAACAUCUAGCAAAAUGUAAAUGUGUUAUUCAGCUACCAACUUUAAAUGCAUCUGAUGUACCGGUAGUAUGAUUUAACUAAAACUGAAGUCAAAUCGAUCUCACUUUUUUAUUUCUCUGCAGUUUGAAAUGCCACCAAGAAUCAGUCCCCUCACAGAUGCCUGUCACCAUGUCGGUUUAAAGACUGACAAUACAUGGAAACUGGAGGUGAAGUACAUCAAUGCAGUAAAAGGGCGUGGGGUGUUCGCCAUAGGUUCAUUCUCCAAAGGAGAUUUUAUAGUGGAAUGCAGGGGAGAUUUGAUAAGCGAUGGUGAAGCUCAAAAGAGAAGAAGAAAUUAUAACCCUGCAUGUUCUGGAUUUUUGUUCGCGUUCAAGUUGGGAGGCAAAACAUGGUGCAUUGACGCCUCUAGAGAAGAUGGUUCCUUCGGCCGCUUGGUGAACGAUGAACACAGACAUCCCAAUGCCAGGAUGAAGAGAAUAGACAUUGCAGGAAGCACACACCUCUGUCUCUUUGCUCUCCAAGACAUAAAAGAAGGUGAAGAAAUUGCAUAUAAUUAUGGAGGAGAGGACUGCCCAAGCAGGUACGUGUUACAACUAGUGUUAAGGUAUAUACAAUUCAAGAAUGUCUUGGAAUAACUUAAUGAUUGAUGGUAUCUUUUCUUUGAAACUAUAUAAAUCAAUUUCAAUAAAUGAUCAUUUUUUCUAUUGUAUAUUAAAACAUUGGAUAUUCAGGAGGCAUCUGAAUCAGGGCCAAAUGUCACUGUAGUCUGGGACGUUCCCGACGUCCCCACAAUACAUCUUGUAUGGUUUUGUUUCAGUGAAACUUUAUGUUAAGUAUCUGAUAAAGGAGAACGUACAGGUGUGCGAAAUUCAACACAGUUAAUUCAACAUGUGUGAAAUGUCCCCACUAGGCAUAGUCUAUGUGACAGCAGACAGGUUGACAAAGCAGGACAAAAUAUGACCAUAGAAUCCUUUCUCGCUAGUUUGGUGUGUGGGGAUGUAUUUGACCCAAGAGACAUGUCCUUUAGAAAAUGUAUUAAAAUAAUAUAAUAUUAUGCAGUGUUUACAUGAAAUUGACUGAUUUACUUUUUGUAUCAAAUUGCAGAUGACUACAUGUGAACCUGAGACGUCCUGUGUGAGCUCCCAGUCUGUGCUCAUGUCAGAGCAACAGUGGGAUGAAGCUGCCUGGUUAGAGGACACUGGUCACCAGAUGACUACAUGUGAACCUGACACGCCCUGUGUGAGCUCCCAGUCUGUGCUCAUGUCAGAGCCACAAUGGGAUGAAGCUGCCUGGUUAGAGGACACUGGUCAACAGAUGACUACAUGUGAACCUGACACGCACUGUGUGAGCUCCCAGCCUGUGCUCAUUUCAGAGCCAAAGUGGGAUGAAGCUGCCUGGUUAGAGGACACUGGUCACCAGAUGACUACAUGUGAACCUGACACGCCCUGUGUGAGCUCCCAGUCUGUGCUCAUGUCAGAGCCACAAUGGGAUGAAGCUGCCUGGUUAGAGGACACUGGUCAACAGAUGACUACAUGUGAACCUGACACGCACUGUGUGAGCUCCCAGCCUGUGCUCAUUUCAGAGCCAAAGUGGGAUGAAGCUGCCUGGUUAGAGGACACUGGUCACCAGAAGAGGAAACUGUUGGAGGCACGGAGGGGGAAUAAAAUCCCAGCAAAACAGAGACGCAAACUGCCACCAGCAGAAGAUGGAGCAUCUUCUCCAGUCUGUGCUGUGAGCCAUGUUCUUCCAAAGGAAAGGCUCCACUCAAAAGGGAACCAUGGCAGCCAGCAGAGAUAAAGGCCGUCGAGAGGCACAUAAAGGCUUUAAUACAUGCUUGCACUGUGCCAAAAAUGUCUAACUAAACAAAAUCUGUAGGUGGCGAAGAAGUUAAAGCUGCGUCACGCUUUGAACUAAACACUUUUUCCAUCUAGUGUCGACUGGGUUUUUGGAUUGUCGGUGCCAUUAAAGUAGCAUUAAUAAUCGUCGUAAUAAUCCUAACGAUUAUUAAUGCUACUUUAACGGCAUAGACA
Molecule: messenger RNA, 3000 nt
Organism: Gadus chalcogrammus (walleye pollock)
Lineage: Eukaryota; Metazoa; Chordata; Actinopteri; Gadiformes; Gadidae
Exons: 9
Coding region: 2075-2767 (230 amino acids)
Source: RefSeq, a predicted model, not a curated record